Messenger RNA from Penicillium subrubescens, 1086 nucleotides. RefSeq lists its product as uncharacterized. The record is from RefSeq and is a predicted model, not a curated record. The transcript has a single exon. The coding region runs from base 1 to 1086 and encodes 361 amino acids. NCBI's taxonomy places the organism in Eukaryota, Fungi, Ascomycota, Eurotiomycetes, Eurotiales, Aspergillaceae.
AUGGGUGUUAUGCGCUUCCCUCGCCCAUCGGGCAUCUAUGUCCCCAGCUCGCCCACUCGGCUCCUCACCAACGACAUGAUCUCUCCUCCUCUCUCCCCAGACUUCAACUUUGACUCUGAAGUCGUGCUUCCAUCUAUCCUCCCCGCUCUCGAAUAUAUUUCCUCCAAGUUGCAACAAAAGACAAUGCACGUCACGCUCUUGGUCGGUCGCGGGAAGCCAUACCCAACCGGCCAGGCUUCCGACCUCAUGAUCAUCCCUAUCACACCUCUCGAUGGUCCUUCACGGCGUGUACUGGAGCGAGCAAUUGCAAAGGGUGCUAAGAAAUUCUCCCUUGGCCCAAGUUGGACCGAGGCCCUUGGCCGCAGCCAGCACGAACGCCACGCGAACGAGUACCUCGUGCAACAAUCCAUCCUCCAGAACGAAGUUAUCUUCAGCCAAGAAGGUCUAACCCUUCUCAACAUGGACCGCAUCUAUAUCUUCAAGCGUCGCAUGUGCAUUCUCUCCAGCCGCCCCUUCUCGCGGUCAGAUGAACAGUCCAUGAACUCCUGUGUCCAGCUGCUCCACCGCAUCAUCAAGGAUUUCCAAGGCCGCCCCUUCAGCAAGGCCUUCUUCCAUCGCGUCUAUGAACAAUUAGACGUCAAGGACGACCUACUUGCCGCCGUCGCCACAGCUUAUCAAAACACCCACAAUCAAGAAGCCAUCAUCCUGCCAACAAAAGUUAAGGCUGAGAAUCCUCGAAAGUCGCCAGUUCACACUGCGCCAAUUCGCACCGUCCGCGUUCGACGAGAACCAGUUGCAAAGCCCACCCCCUCCAAGCCAAUUACAAACAAGGGACUCCCAGCGAGCCCUUCACCUGCAAAGGCACUUGUGCCAAAGACAAACCCCUGUCCUGUGAAGGCAAGCCCUAUGAAGUCAAGCACCAUGAAGCCACACUCGUCCAGGCGCGGGCCUAAGACCCCUCUCUCAGCGUCGGAUGUUACUCCAAUUACACGGAAUGAGUGGAACAUCCUCGUCGGUCAGGAUAUCCGGUUGCAACCAACAGUCACAAAGUGGACUCCUUCGCCUACUGUCUACGCUAUGGCUUGA